UCACCGAGGACCGAGGCCAAUCAGAGCACAGCUGUCUGUCAUCCAGGUGGAUCUUCACCUGCGCGCACUGCUGCAAAACGCUCAGGUCACGUGACCAAGCGCUGUUCACCGCGAGCGCGGAAACCGAAACCACAUCCUGCCCUCUGCCCUCUGCUGUGAUUGGCUAACUGAAUACAGAGACCUGAGGAACACCUCCAUGGUUCUCCUCCAGCUCAUGGGUGGUGCGUUCACAGACCAGGAAAGUCCAGUUCCCUUUCCGUACAGACUGUAUGAGAAGGUGGAAAAGAGAAAGGACGAGUCUAAGCUGGUUUUCAUCAGGGACAGUAUGAAGCAGAUUUAUGAUCUGUAUCGCCAUGGUAACCACUCCUCCACCACCUGGGAUCCCAUUAGGACCACCAAGUUCCUGGAGAGCGUCAACAGGCAGAUAAAGGAGCUUAGCAGCUGUGUUUCUAUAAACAAACACACAACUUCCAGCCAGCUGAGUAGGUACUACAAGAGACUGAAGAACUGCACCUUGUCCCGCACCGGUGGCAGUGCAGCCUCCUGGGAGCUGCUCAGGAAGGAGACCAAGCAUCAUCUGGACAUGUUGGAUCUUCUGGGGAAUUCACUAUGA
Messenger RNA from Melanotaenia boesemani (Boeseman's rainbowfish), 613 nucleotides. RefSeq names its product interferon phi 1 (gene ifnphi1). The record is from RefSeq and is a predicted model, not a curated record. NCBI's taxonomy places the organism in Eukaryota, Metazoa, Chordata, Actinopteri, Atheriniformes, Melanotaeniidae. The transcript is spliced from 6 exons. Gene Ontology annotation, biological process: defense response. Bases 197 to 613 code for a protein of 138 amino acids. Gene Ontology annotation, cellular component: extracellular region. Gene Ontology annotation, molecular function: cytokine receptor binding.